CUUAUAUUUGUACUCUUUUCUCAAAAUUCCUCAGAAAGCUUCAAUCCACAAUUACUCAAAAGUCCAUUCCUUCUCUUAGCAAAAGUUUAGAUCUUGUUUUCAAUCCUCUUCAACUCCCCAUUUGUUUUUCUCCUUCCUCCUUUCUUACCCUUCCCUCUAACUCCAACAAAUCAACCAAAAUUCUUCUCCUCGCUUCCAAUAAACAAAUACCCAAAGAUAAGAAUAGCUCCUCUUUUUCUUUGUUGUUAUAUUGUUAUUAAGCAGUUGAGAGAUGAUGGAGUCCAAAUGGUUGUGGAUAUUGUUCACUGUGUUGUUGCUAGAAGGAUGGUUGUGUACUGAUGCGUGUUGGGAGCAUGAGAGAAUUGCUCUCUUGCAACUCAAACCUUUCUUCAGUCCUUAUAUUGAUCUGAACAACUGGGUGGAGGUGAAGGGUUCCGAUUGUUGUCAAUGGACAAGGGUUGAGUGCAACACCACCACCAGGCGAGUGAUAGGACUCUCUCUUAAUUAUACAAGGUGGAGAGAAGAUCAUUGGUAUCUUAAUGCUUCUUUGUUUCUCCCCUUCAAGGAAUUGCAGAGUCUUUCUUUGCAAGGGAAUAGCAUAGCUGGUUUCGUUGAAUAUGAAGGUCUUGCAAAGCUAUCAUCUAAAUUGAGUGAUUUGGAGAUCCUUGACUUAAGCUACAAUUACCUCAAUGAUAGCAUAUUAUUAUCUUUGAGUGAGCUUUCCUCUCUCAUGUAUUUAAAUCUAGCCGGCAGCAUGUUCACAGGAUCUAGUCAUGCAAACGGUUUUGAAUCGCUUUCAAGACUUCAUAAUUUGGAAGUUCUUGAUUUAAGUGGGAACUCUUUGAAGAAUGACAUCCUGGUACAUAUGGGCAGUCUUUCAUCUUUAAAGACUUUAGAUUUGGGCAGCAAUAAAUUAAAAGGAACGGUUCAUCUUCAAGAAUUGAAUAAUUUGACAAACUUGAAGAACUUGAAUUUAGAGGGCAACUAUAUUGAAUGCCUCCAACCAUUAUACCAAGGAAAUGAAACACAACUGAAGUUGACCAAUUUGGAGGUACUUGACUUGAGUUUUAAUCUCUUUAGCAACAACACAUUUGCAUUCCUUCCUGAGCUUUCGAGUUUAAAGACCUUGUAUAUGUGGAGCAAUCAAUUGCAAGGCUCCAUAGACAUUGCAGGAUUGAAUAAUUUGAUAAACUUGAAGAAGUUGUAUUUAAGAGGGAAUAAAAUUGAAAGCCUUCAAUCCUUCCGAGAUAAUGGAAGACAGCUGAAGUUGACCCAUUUAGAAGAGCUUGAUUUGAGUGAUAAUCUUUUUAACAACAGCAUCUUUGCAUCCCUUAAAGGGCUUUCAAAUCUGAAGUCAUUGCGUAUAAAUUACAAUAAGUUAAAAGGAUCAAUAGAUAUGAAAGACUUAGGUGCUUUUACCAACUUAGAGGAACUAUAUAUGAGUGAUAACGAGCUGAACGAAUUGGUUACCCAUAAAGGUUGGUGUGAUUUACGGAACCUUAAACAAUUAGACAUCAGUGUAAAUGCACUUCAGGGCCUUCCUUCAUGUUUGGGUAACUUGACAUCCCUUCGUGUCUUGGAUAUCUCUGACAAUCAAUUCACUGGAAAUUUGACUCCUUUAGCAAAUCUCACAUCACUUAAAUUCCUCUCCAUUUCAAGAAAUCACUUUCAAGUACCGCUAUCGUUCAUAUCACUUGCAAACCUCACUGACCUCAAGAUUCUCCUGAGUGAUGAAAACAAGUUGGUAAUGGAACCAGUCUUCCAUACAUCAGUCCCAAAGUUCCAAUUGAAUAUCAUCAGUUUCUCAAAUUGUACAAUAAAUCAAAAACAGGUCAGUCAAGAACCUCUUAAGUUCCUUCAUCACCAAUAUGACUUGAGAUAUGUUGAUUUUUCCUACAACAAGUUCAACGGAACAGUACCAUUUUGGUUGUUAGAGAACAACACAAAAUUAGAAGCACUCUUCUUGAUGGGCAAUUCUUUUACGGGUCGCCUCCUGUUCCCACCAAUUCCUCAUCCUGAUGUCUCUUCAAUUGACUUAUCUAAUAACAAAAUACAAGCUCAAAUUCCAGCAGAUAUAUGUUCAACUUUUCCUCAUUUAGAAAGGUUAUUAUUAUCUAUGAAUACCUUCAAAGGUAAUAUCCCUCCUUGUUUAGGUGGUAUGAGCCAUUUAUCAUUGUUAGACCUAUCAACUAAUCAAUUGUCUGGAGGAGUACCGGAAGAGUUAAGUAUGAGUAGCUCACUGAGGAUUUUGAGGCUAUCAAAUAACAACCUAACUGGAAAGAUUGUUCCAACAAUCUUCAAUUCAAAUUUGUUAUUAGAAUUAUAUUUGGAUGGGAAUAACUUUGUUGGAGAGAUACCCGAUAUUGAUAGCUUUAAUGCUGGCUUUGCUUAUUUUUUAUCUGAAAUUGAUCUAAGUAAUAACAAUUUGUCUGGCAAGCUUCCAAGAUGGAUAUGGAAUAUGUCAAAUUUGAGGAUACUGGCUUUGUCCAACAAUCACUUUGAGGGCUUCAUUCCAAUGGAAUUGUGCAACCUGGACCUACUUCAAUUUUUGGACCUCUCCCAAAAUAAUUUUUCUGGCAAUAUACCAUCUUGUUUCAAUCCACCAUAUAUACAGCAUGUCCACAUGAGCAGAAACAGACUAAGUGGUCCACUAACACGUUCUUUGUAUAACAGCUCUUCGUUAGUGACUUUUGAUCUUACAGCAAACAACUUGACUGGCAACAUUCCAGAAUGGAUUAACACUCUUUCAGGUUUAAGUGUUCUUCUUUUGAAAGCUAAUCACCUUGAAGGAAGAAUCCCGGUUCAGUUAUGCGAAUUGUAUUCCUUGAGCAUCAUAGAUCUUUCUCAAAAUAAGCUUUCUGGUGUUAUACCUUCUUGUUUGGGUAAUUUAACUGUUGGAAGUUAUGACAAGUCUUAUAUAUUUGGAGGUAAUUAUUAUUUUUCAGAGCAGGAUAUACAAAAAUACAUCGGGAUGGAAAUGAACAUGGAUCAAUCAGUACAAUCACAUUCGUCUUAUCCAAGCUACAUGAAAGAAUGGAUAGAGUUUACAACAAAGAGGGGGUCCUAUAGAUAUGGAGGUGACAUUCUUGACCACAUGUCUGGGAUUGAUUUAUCUUGCAACAAGUUAACCGGCCGAAUCCCAUUUCAAUUGGGAAAUUUGAGUGAAAUCCAUUCAUUAAACUUUUCACACAAUAAAUUGAUUGGAAUUAUACCCUCAUCAUUUUCAAAUCUUAAACAGAUUGAGAGCUUAGACCUUUCUUACAACAACUUGAGUGGUAGAAUCCCCGUCCAACUAGUUGAGUUGAACUUUCUAGAGGUUUUUAGCGUGGCGCACAACCACUUGUCAGGUAAGACUCCAGAAAGAAAAGCUCAGUUUGGGACCUUUGAUGAAAGCAGUUAUGAGGGAAACCCUCUUCUUUGUGGACCUCCAUUGCAUAACAAUUGCUCUAAUACUGAUUCACCACCAACGGUAUCAACUGAAUCAGAUGAUGAAGGGGAAGACAAUUUGCUGGACAUGUCUGCUUGUGUGAGCUUUCUGAGUUCAUUUGCAGCUGUGUUAUUGGGAAUCUUUUCUAGUCUUUUCAUCAAUCCAUAUUGGCGAAAAACAUGGUUUUCUUUCAUUGAGGAUUGCAUCACUACUUGCCGCUUCUCAAUUGUGGGCAACGUUUUUGAGUUAUAUAUCUUCAGAAGAAACGCUUGGCUGUGAAAGCCUUAAUGCUUUGUGUUGUUGCGGGUUGUGGACAUUUUGCUUCGUUCUGUUGAUUUGAAGGAAAAGUCAGGUGGCUGCUGUAAUGUAAGCUUAUUUGCAUUGUUUGAUUCCGGUGCUUUCAUCUGUUGGGCUUUAUUCUGCUUGCAUCCAGUUUUUCUCUGUUUUCUCUUUCUUCCAUGGUGGCUUUCACAGGAUUAAGGUUGUCUCUUUGUCUUCCCCAUCUCACUCUGUUUAUGUUCUUUAAAUUGGGUGCUUAGCUGUCAGUAACUCAUUGUGAGGGAUUGUUCUUAUCAAGGUAUUUCAGUUUGUACUGGUGUGUGGACAGGGGUUUCUCUCCAUAUUCUCACUGUUUAGCUGCCAUGAGAACCCGUAAGAUUUUCUAUUUUUGGCUUUCUUAUCUGUUCUGCUUUGAAGGAAGCUUGUAACCUUGUGUCUUGAACAUAGGAAUCAAUAUAUGUUCGA
Messenger RNA from Theobroma cacao (cacao), 4171 nucleotides. RefSeq names its product cuscuta receptor 1-like. Lineage: Eukaryota; Viridiplantae; Streptophyta; Magnoliopsida; Malvales; Malvaceae. The record is from RefSeq and is a predicted model, not a curated record. Gene Ontology annotation, molecular function: protein binding.